GUGAGGGGCUGUGAGGAGGAGGAGGAGGAGGAGGAGGAGGAAGCGCGGCCGGGGGGUCCCGGGGGGUCCCCGAGGUUCCCCCGCAGCCGCCCCGGGACCGAGCGGGACCCGCGGGACCCUCAGGGGCCGCCAUGCGCCCCCCCCCCCCCCCCCAGCGCCAUGAGCGGCCCCUCGGGGGGGGGGUCCCGACCCGAGGCCCAAAAUCCCCAAAAUUCUCCCCAAAAUUCCAAUCCCCCAAAUUCACCCCGAAAUUCCCAACAUUCACCCCAAACUCCCCCCAGCUCCCAAAAUCCCCCAAAUUUGCCCCAAAAUCCCCCAAAUUUCACCCAAACCCUCCCAAAAUCGCCCUCAAACCCCUCGAAUUUUGGUGAAAUUCCCCCAAAUUUUUCCCCAAACUUCACCCAAAUGUCCCCGAAUUUGACCGAAAACCCCCCAAAUUUUGCCGAAAUUCCCCCAAAUCUGACCCAAAACCCCUCAAACUUACUCCAAAAUCCCCCCAAUUCGACCCAAAAUCCCUCAAAUUUUCCCCAAAAUCUCCCAAAAUCGCUCUCAAACCCCUCCAAUUUCCAAAUUCCCCCAAAUUUUACCCAAAACUCCCCAAAUUUCACCCCAAACCCUGCAAAUUUUGCUGAAGUUCCCCCAAACCCCCCGAAUUUCACCCAAAGCCCCUCAAAUUUUGCUGAAAUUCCUUCAAAUUUCCCCCAAAACCUCCCAAAAUCGCUCUCAAACCCCUCCGAUCUGACCCAAAACUCCUCAAAUUUCCCCCCAAAUCCGACCCAAAACCCCCCGAAUUUCGCUGAAAUUCCCACAAACCUGCCCCAAAAUCUCUCGAAUUUCCCCCAAAACCUCCCGAAAUCGCUCUCAAACCCCUCCAAUUUCGCUGAAAUUCCCCAAGGCCUGACCCUAAAACCCCCGAAUUUCACCCGAAAUCCCACCCCAAAUCUCUCAAAUUUCACCCAAAACCUCCCAAAGUCCCUCUCAAAUCCCUCCAAUUUCGGCGAAACCCCCCCCAGUUUUGCCCAGAACCCCUCAGAUUUCCCCCCAAAUCCCCCGAAUUUCGCCGAAAUUCCCGAUUUUUCCCAAAUCCCCUCAGAUUUCCCCCAAGGCCCCUCCCCCGCCCUUUCCCGCUUCCCGCCCUUUCCCCCGCAGUCUCGCGAGAACUCGUGGCGGGAUUUCUGCGCGCGCCAGGCCCGCGCGGCCGCCCGCGACUUCGCGCGCCGCUACCGCGACUUCGUGGCCGCGCAGCCGCAGUCGGGGCUGGGCGGGGCCGGCGCCGCCGCCGCCUUCUCGCGCCGCUUCGCGCGGAACUUUCUGGAACACUUCCGGGCCGAGGUGGCGCGCGCGGCCGCCGAGAGGGGCGGGGCCAACGACAGGGGCGGGGCCGUGUCGCGAUAUGGGCGCGAUAGCGGGGAGAAAAUGGGGGAAAAUGAGGCGAAAUUGGGGGGAUUUGACCCAAAUUUGAGGGAAAUUGACGCAAAAUUUGCUGAAUUUGACCCAAAAUUGGCUGAUUUCGGGUCAAAUUUGCGGGAAAUGGACCCAGAUCUGAGAGAAAUUGAGCCAAAAUUGAGGGAAAUUGACCCAAAAUUUGCAGAAUUUGACCCAAAAUCUGGGGAAGUUGACCCAAAAUUGGCUGAAUUUGGAUCAAAAUUCAGAGAAAUUGACCCAAAAUUGGGGGGGAUUGACACGAAAUUGGGGGGAAUUGGCUCAAAAUUGGCAGAAAUUGACCCAAAUUUGCCUGAAUUUGGGUCAAAGUUGGGGGGAAUUGACCCAAAAUCGAGGGAAAUUGGCUCAAAAUCGGCUGAAUUUGGAUCAAAUUUGAGGGAAAUUGACCCAAAACUGGGGGGAAUUGACCCGAGAUUGAGGAAAAGUGGCUCCAAAUUUGUGGAAAUUGACGCAAAAUUGGCAGAAACUGACACAAAACUGAGGGAGAUUGGAUCAAGUUUGGGGGAAAUUGACCCAAAAUUGGGAAAAGUUGACUCAAAAUUUGCAGAAAUUGAUGAAAAAUUGGGGGAAAUUGGACCAAAUCUGACAGAAAUCGGCUCAAAAUCGGCUGAAUUUGGACUGAAAUCAGCUGAAAUUUGCCCAAAACCGGCUGAAUUUGGAUUAAGAUCGGCUGAAAUUUGCCCUAAAUGGGCUGAAAGUGCCUCAAAAUGGGCAGAAAUCGGCCCAAAACCGGCUGAAAUUGGCCCAAAAUCAGGUGAAAUUUGCCCGAAAUGGGCGGAAAACGCCCCAAAAUCGGCAGAAAUCGGCACAAAGCGGCCUCACAAUGUCCCAAAAUCGCUGGAAAUCGCCCCAAAACCGGCUGAGAUUUACACGGCGUGGGCUGGAAACGCCCCAAAAUCCCUCGAAAUCUCCCCAAAAUCGGCCGAAAUUUCCCCAAAAUCGCCUGAAAUCUCCCCAAAAUGGGCGGAAAACGCCCCAAAAUCCCUCGAAAUUUGCCCAAAAUCGGCGGAAUUCGCCCCAAAUUCCCCCGGACUCUCCCCGGACUCCCCCGAGUGGCCCCGAAACUCCCCGAAAUCGCCUCAAAACUCCCCAAAAUCGCCGGAAAUCUCCCCAAAAUCCCCGGAACUUUCCCCGAAAUCUCCAGAACUUUCCCCGAAAUCUCCCGAAAUUUGCCCGAAAUCCUCGGAAAUGGCCCCAAAAGCGAAGCCGCGCCGCCGCUUCUCGCUGCGCAGCGUCGGCCGCAGCGUGCGGGGGAUGCUCCAGUGGCGCUCGGGGGAGCCCCAAAACCCCCGGAAUUCGCCCCAAAACGCGGAACCGCCCGAGAAGCCCCAAAACCGCCGGAAUUGGCCCCAAAACCCGCGGAAUUCGCCCCAAAACCCGCGGAACUCGCCCCAAGCUCCGGAGCCGCCCGAGGAGAAGCCCCAAAACCGCCGGAAUUCCCCCCAAAAUGUGGAACCGCCCGAGAAGCCCCAAAACCGCCGGAAUUCGCCUCAGAGCCGGCGGGAGCGGCUCCUGCGCAUGCGCGGGACCCCCCGGCUGGGAGCCUGGGGGCGGGGCCGCGGCGGGGAAGGGGCGGAGCCAGAGAAAAGCCACGCCCACAAGGCCCCGGAGCCGCAGGAUGAGCCCGGCCCCGCCCCCACGUCUGACCCCGACCCCCCCUCGGAGCCGGAGCUGCUGCGGGGGGAGGGCGGCGACGGCCCCGGACGAGGCCCGGGCCCCGCCCCUCCCCCCCCGCUGCUGCCGCCGCGCGCGCCCCUGGAGGAGCCCGGAGCCCCUCCCCCGCCGGAAGUGACGUCAGGCCCCGCCCCCUCCUUCCCCUUCCCCCUCGGCCCCGCCCCUCCAUCGUUGGCCCCGCCCCCUGCCUUGGCCCCGCCCCCUCCCGAUCCCGGCGGGUUUCCCGCGGAGCCCGAGGGGGGCGUGGCCUCGGCGGGGGGCGUGUCCGGCGCGGAGCUGGGGGCGUGGCCGUGGUUCCACGGGACGCUGUCGCGCAUGCGCGCCGCGCAGCUCGUGCUGCAGGGGGGGCGGGGCGGCCACGGCGUCUUCCUGGUGCGGCAAAGCGAGACCCGGAGGGGCGAGUUCGUGCUGACCUUCAACGUGCAGGGCAAGGCCAAGCACCUCCGUUUGUCCCUGAACGAGUCCCUGCAGUGCCGGGUGCAGCACCUCUGGUUCCAGAGCAUCUUCGACAUGCUCGAGCACUUCCGGGUGCACCCCAUCCCCCUCGAGUCGGGGGGGCCCAGCGACGUCACCCUGCUCAGCUACGUGGUGGCCUCGCACCGGAUUUGGGGUCGCUCCGGGAGCCGCUCCGACCCCUCCCCCACCCCCCCGGACCCCGCCCCGCCCCCACCCCCCGACUGACCCCGCCCCCCGCCCCUCCCCCACCCCCAAAAACCCCCAAAAAUCCCACAAAAAAAAAAAACAAAAACACUACAAAGGGGGAGGGGGUGGGGGAGGGGCAGGGUCGG
Molecule: messenger RNA, 3905 nt
Organism: Zonotrichia leucophrys gambelii
Lineage: Eukaryota; Metazoa; Chordata; Aves; Passeriformes; Passerellidae
Exons: 8
Coding region: 160-3798 (1212 amino acids)
Biological process (GO): intracellular signal transduction
Cellular component (GO): plasma membrane
Molecular function (GO): transmembrane receptor protein tyrosine kinase adaptor activity
Source: RefSeq, a predicted model, not a curated record